AUGGGCAACGGCAGGAGGUGCCUGGUGGUAGCGGUCGCCGCCCUACUCGCGCUGGUGGCGACAGCGCGCUCCGAGGAGCAGACGCUCAGCGCGGAAACCACUGACGCACAGGAGGCAACAACGGCAUUUGUAACACUAGUGAAAGAUGAGGAAGAUACUUCAGAAAAUGAAAGUUCAGACGGGAGAACUGAGAUGCCUAACAUUAGGAACAGCAGCAGCUCUAUGGAAAUUUACACUUUACAUGUCUUCUCUGAUAUCCGGCACAGAUAUGCAAAAACCCUUGUGCACAGCAAGAUUGCUAACCUACAGAAUGAAUCAAAUGAGAUACAGUUUAAGAUUGUGCUUCCUGAUUCAGCUUUCAUAUCUGGAUUUAUUAUGGAAGUAAAAGGGAAAGCAUAUAAAGCCCUCGUAAAGGAAAAGAAAGAAGCAGAAAAAGAAUAUCAAGCAGCUGUUCAGCAAGGCCAGUCUGCAGGACACAUUGCAAUGAGAGACACAAACACAUUCACUGUGUCAGUUAAUGUGGAACCAAGAAGCAAACUCAGUUUCAACAUAACAUAUGAAGAGCUGCUAAGUCGUAAGCUCUCUUUGUACAAACAUGUUAUAUCAUGGGACCCAGGACAGACUGUUCGAGACCUCAGUGUAAACAUACAGCUUAAUGAAGCUAGAUCUAUAGUGAAUGAAAGUGUAACUGCAUAUGGCACUUACUUCAGUAACUGCUGCGGAGAUCACAACAUUCGUGGUACAAGAGAGAAGAAUCCAAUAACUGUAACAAAACGUAACUCAGGGAAGUCACUGCUUGUAAACUUCUCUCCAACUAUGAAGCAGCAGCAGUUGGCACUGAGGAGAAAGGAUGACUUGUCUCAUCAGGUGGUGUUCACAUAUGACGUUGACAGAAAAUCACGACCAGAGGGUGAAGUAUUGUUAAUGGAUGGGUAUUUUGUACAUUUCUUUGUUCCAAGAGAACUCCCAGUGUUACCCAAACAUGUUAUAUUUGUUCUUGAUACAAGUGGAUCAAUGUGGGGGACUAAAAUAUCUCAACUUAAAGAUGCCAUGUCAGUGAUAUUGGAUGAUCUAAGUGAAAAAGACUACUUCAGCAUCAUCCAGUUCAACACAGGUGUGGAGGAAUGGUCACCUCAUCAGCAGGACUCUGUUGGGCUUAGGCCCGAAUGUUCUACUUUCAAAGCAACUUCGCUAAAUAUACAGUUGGCAAAAGAUUAUGUUAAAUCUAUGGAAGCCACAGGAGGAACUAAUAUUUAUGAAGCUUUGAGGAAAGCUCUUCAAUUAGCAUCAAAGAGGCAAUAUAACACAGAAAACAAAAAUGCAACUGACCUUCCUCAACCAAUGAUUCUCUUCCUCACGGAUGGUGUUGCCACCAUAGGCCAGAUCCGUCCUUCCAGGAUUCUUGCUGGAGUAAGGGCACAUAACACAGAGACUAAGGCAACUGUUUUCACACUGGCUUUUGGGGACAAUGCCAGUUUCAUUUUCCUUAAACGUUUGGCAUUGCAAAAUAAUGGAUUUGCUCGUAAAAUUUAUGAAGCAGCUGAUGCAUCUCUCCAGCUCCAAUCAUUUUACCAAGAAAUCUCAUCACCUGUUCUGUCAAACGUAACUUUCAAUUAUGUGAGGUCAAUGGUAGAUGAAGCAGUUGUGACUCAAAGCAAGUUUCACUCAUUCUACAGAGGAAGUGAAUUGGUUGUUGCUGGUAAAGUAAAGAAAGAAAAUGAAGAUGAUCACACAGAAAAUAUUUCCCCUGAAGUAUCAGCUUGGAGCUUUGGCAAACAUUAUCAACAAUUUCCAAGUGAAGUUAUAAAAGAAAAGAAGCAGACUAAAGACAUUGAGAGCAGUUACGGAGUUCUGGAAAGAUUAUGGGCUUAUCUAUAUGUCAAACAACUCCUUGAUGAGGCUUUAAUGUUGGAAGAAAAAGAUGAACACAGUCAAAUGCAGUUGCAGCAGAUUACAAUGAACAAUGAAACUGUAAAGCCUUCUCCUAAAGAAACAGCUCUAAAUAUUGCCUUAAAGUAUCAGUUUGUGACUUCUGUUACAUCUCUUGUUGUGGUAAAACCAUCUGCUGGAAGAAACAGCACUAUCACUUUCCAUUCUCAAGUGCCAAAAGAUGCUGCAGAAACUAUGGAUACAGCCCCAUACCACAACAAAAUCAUGGCCAUUGCAAUGCCACCAUAUUUUCCAGGCAAGAGACCUGCCACAACAAUACCACAAUUUCUUGAGCAAGACAAAAUAGGAUCACUGCUACCAGCAAUAACUACCACAAACAAGCCCAUAUUGACUCUUAAUGACAUCACAUGGCUUGAUCAGUAUCUUGGCACAGAUGGCCAGCUUCACAUUAUCAGCAGGAAUUCAUCAGAAGAGAACAGAACUUUAAAUAUAUAUUCAAUACAGGAAAAAGUUCCAGUUCAACCAUGUACAACCCCAAAUAAUGAACGAGCAACUUGCAGGCCUCUUGUGGAAUGUGUGUUGCCUGAAUUCAAAGAUGAUUAUGACAUCUUUCUACAGUACAUUUGCUCAUUUGGAGAAAGUGACAGCUCUCUCGGUGUGUGCUGCCCUGUCUCAACUGGCCCAGGCAGUUCACCAAAUGAACCAGCAACUGAAAAUUAUUCAUUAGUGCCAUAAGCAGCCUCUGUCCUAUUUUGUGUUACAUUAAACAUAUUUAUUGAACA
Schistocerca americana (American grasshopper) is the source of this 2672-nucleotide messenger RNA. RefSeq names its product inter-alpha-trypsin inhibitor heavy chain H4-like. The record is from RefSeq and is a predicted model, not a curated record. The coding region runs from base 1 to 2625 and encodes 874 amino acids. NCBI's taxonomy places the organism in Eukaryota, Metazoa, Arthropoda, Insecta, Orthoptera, Acrididae. The transcript has 17 exons.